Molecule: messenger RNA, 585 nt
Organism: Purpureocillium lilacinum
Lineage: Eukaryota; Fungi; Ascomycota; Sordariomycetes; Hypocreales; Ophiocordycipitaceae
Source: RefSeq, a predicted model, not a curated record
AUGGCCGCCUCGGCACUCGCGACGAGCCUCCUCACCGUCUGCCCCGUCGUCGGCGACCUCCCCACGCUCUUCGGCUCCGACAACACCACGACACACCCCACCCCCUCAAGGCGCCAGAUGGCCCUCCUCAGAAGCGGCGUCCAUCAACAACGGCGCCAGGACAGCUCUGGAAGCACUACUAGCAGCAGUAGUACCAGCAGCACCGGCAGCGGUGGGGUCAGUAGCUGUCGGCGCGGGAGCACCAUGAGCGGCGACGGCGACAGCAGGAGAGAGUCGGUCGACUCCGCCGUCACGAGCUGUUGCGGCGCAUCGUCGUGCACGGAAUGCGAUGCCAGCGCUGCGGUGCAGGAGAUGGCCGUGUGCGUCGAGGAUGCGGCCGAAGACGAAGACGACUCGGUACUGCUCCUGGCGCAGGGCAACGCGCUCAUAGGCACCGGUGUCGAUGCCCCGGGUGACGGCUUCAUGGUCUUCGACACCAGCAUGAGGCAGAUACAGACAUGCGACUCUCCUCGCGAUGCAGACAGCCGAACUCGAAGUAGACGCACAGAACAGUCAAGAACGAUGCGGCCUGCCGACUCAAGAUGA